Messenger RNA from Cryptomeria japonica (Japanese cedar), 3448 nucleotides. RefSeq names its product putative leucine-rich repeat receptor-like serine/threonine-protein kinase At2g24130. The record is from RefSeq and is a predicted model, not a curated record. The coding region runs from base 17 to 3067 and encodes 1016 amino acids. Gene Ontology annotation, cellular component: plasma membrane. Gene Ontology annotation, molecular function: protein binding; ATP binding; protein kinase activity. The transcript is spliced from 2 exons. NCBI's taxonomy places the organism in Eukaryota, Viridiplantae, Streptophyta, Pinopsida, Cupressales, Cupressaceae. Gene Ontology annotation, biological process: hormone-mediated signaling pathway; protein phosphorylation.
UCAUUACUACAUUGCAAUGAUGCAUUGUGUGCUAGUGUUGUGUUUUCAUUUGUUUCUGGUUCUCUUUUCUAGCACUCUGCCUCAAGUUGCUGCCCAAUCCAACUCUGAUGAACAAAGCCUUAUUGCAAUCAAGAAUUCAAUAACCUUGGAUCCCCAGAAUGUUUUUGACACUUGGAUCCCUAGCAUUCACUUCUGCAACUGGACAGGAGUUUCUUGUGAUGGAGAAGCCCAUAGAGUAGAGUCCCUUAUUCUUGACAGCUUCGAAUUACAGGGGACCGUUUCCCCUUCUAUAGGAAAUCUUUCCUUCAUAAAAGUUCUCUAUCUCUAUAACAACAGCCUCAAUGGGGAGAUUCCAAAUGAACUAGGGAGACUACAGCGCCUGCAACAACUCUAUCUAUCAUUCAAUCAACUUCACGGCCCAAUUGCAUUGACUCUCACUUCUUGCAAGGAUUUAGAAGAAUUGUCUCUAGCGUAUAAUCAUUUGACAGGAAGCAUUCCACCACAGAUGCAUCGCCUCAAAAAGCUCCAAGUUCUUAUGUUGGGAUCCAACAACCUCACAGGUACCAUUCCUUCAUCUUUAGCAAAUCUUUCUUCACUAAAUAUCGCGUUUCUUGAAGGUAACAAUCUGCAGGGCCUAAUUCCACCUGAACUACGACUGCUAAAAGGAUUGCAGUCGCUCUAUUUGUUUGACAAUCAUUUAUCAGGCCCUGUCCCAUCUUCUCUGUCAAACAUAUCUUCCCUCGUUGAGUUAGAUCUUGGCAGAAAUAACUUGAAUGGCGAGAUCCCAUCUGAGUUGGGCAAUUUAGCUCUUUUGCAAACACUUUAUAUUUGGGGUAAUAAUUUCAAAGGCCCUAUACCAAGAUCACUUGCGAAUUGUUCCCAAAUGCUUCAGCUCGAUUUAGAGUUUAAUCACCUGACAGGGGUUGUGCCAUUGGAAUUCAGCAAGUUGUCCCACCUUAAAUUUCUGGGUUUAUCUAACAAUCAGUUUGUCAGUGGCAGUACUGUCAUAGUCCCUAUUCUCUUAGCUCUGUCCAAUUGCACCAAAUUGAAUGAAUUGCAAAUCUAUCGCAACUACUUGACAGGAAGCAUGCCAGAACAACUCCCCAAAUAUCUGUCUGUACUUUUACUAAAUGGGAAUAAUAUAACAGGAAUUAUACCCUCACAAAUUGGUAACCUAACCAAUUUGACUCAGAUUGAUUUUUCUUCUAAUCUAUUUACGGGCCAGAUCCCGUCCUCGUUGAGCAAUCUUAGGAAAUUGCAGAGAUUACGGCUAGAUAACAAGCAGCUAGAAGGAAACAUACCUAGUAUAAUUGGUGAAAUAACAGUGCUUGGGGAACUAUCAGCGAGCCAUAACAAGCUUUCUGGAGGAAUCCCUGACACCAUCGCUCGACUUCAACAACACAGACGCCUUAUGCUUCAUCACAACAACCUGUCAGGGAGCAUACCGGCUAGUUUGGGAAAAUGCUAUAAAUUGGAGCUUGUGGACCUUUCCAACAAUCAAUUCACUGGACAAAUACCCCGUGAAGUGGCCUCACUUUCCAAUUUACAGUUUUAUUUCAACUUGUCUGGGAAUUCAUUAGAAGGACAAUUGCCUCUGGAGAUUGGAAAUAUGAUAAGUGUCCAAGCUAUAGAUGCCUCUUCCAAUAGGUUGAGAGGCCAGAUUCCAGCCACACUAGGAAGCUGUUCAAACCUCCAGCAUCUUAAUCUUUCCUCAAAUAAACUACAAGGCCGAAUUCCAAACUCUCUUGGUAACUUAAAAAACCUAGUUGAUAUGGAUCUUUCUUAUAGCAACCUGUUAGGUCCAAUACCUGCUUCUUUGAGAAAUCUGACCGUGUUUGAGUACAUGAACUUGUCUUUCAAUAACUUGAGUGGAGAAAUCCCUAAAGAAGGUGUCUUCAGAAACUUGACAGCUGCAUCAUUUAUGGGGAAUUUGUUUCUUUGCAGAGAGUGGAUUCGUCUUCCCUGCUGUCCAAUUAUGCUUCCUUCAGGUAAAAACAACAGAAGUAGAGUUCGAACAAUUGCAAUAGCAGCGGGAGCAAUCGUAUUGUGCUUUUUGCUUAUUGGGGGAUUAGUUUACAGGAGAUGUCACUUGCAUAUUCAGGGGAAGACUCAAGGUGACUCUACAGAUGUUUCAGUGAUAAAUUACAUCCGCCACAGUGGGGUUUCAUAUCAGGAGAUCGUUGAUGCAACAAAUGGUUUUGAUAGGGAAAAUUUAUUAGGGACUGGUGGCUUUGGCUCUGUUUAUAGAGGUACUUUAAAUGAUGGUACAGCUGCUGCUUUCAAGAUCCUGAACAUGCAAAAUGAAAAGGCCUGGAAGAGUUUUAUUACAGAGAGCAAAGUUCUUGGAAACUGUAUCCACAGAAAUCUAGUUAAUGUUAUAACCUUUUGUUCAGAACCUGAGAAAAAGGUAUUAGUUCUCCAAUUCAUGCCUAGAGGAAAUUUGGAUAAUCUGUUGGUUUCAGAUGGUGGUUCAUUGGACCUAAGGAAAAUACUGAACCUAGCAUUGGAUGUGGUCCAUGGAUUGGAAUAUCUGCAUCAUGAUUGUCCAGUGCAAGUUGUACACUGUGAUAUAAAGCCUAGCAAUAUUCUCCUGGAUGAGGAUAUGACAGCCCAUGUAGCCGAUUUUGGGAUUGCUCAAUUGACUUGUGAGCCAGACUCCUUAGAGUCAAUGACUUCAGCUCUCUCUCUCAAAGGAUCCAUUGGCUACAUUCCACCAGAAUAUGGAGUGGGUGGGAAGGUUUCGACAAAGGGUGAUGUUUAUAGCUAUGGUAUUGUGUUGCUAGAAAUGAUAACCAGAAAGAUUCCAACUGAUGAUAUGUUUGUGGGGAACCUGAACCUGCACAAAUGGGUCAGCAUGCAUUUUCCAGAUAGAGUGGAGGAGAUUGUUGAGCAUACAGUGAUGAGACAUUUAGAGGAAAAUGAGAUAAAGAUGGUUCUUUUUCCAUUCAUACAUAUGGGCUUGAUUUGUACAAAUGAAUCACCUCUGCAACGACCCACAGCACAGCAGGUAGCAGGAGCACUAGAAAUCAUGUGGAAGAACCUCCUUCAAAGUGCAGUGACUACCUAGCCACAAACAUAUAAUUGAGCUUCCCUUGGUGAUUUAAAUAUGCAGAUUGUGACUCAAAUUAACAUGUGUCAAUAUUUAGGAAUCCUUGUCUAUUGUGAAAUCCUUGAAAAAGUAGCUAGCUUUGCUGAAUACUUAAUUUUGGUUAUGUCAAGAAAAAAGUGACCUUUCAGUUGGCAUAGAUUUGUAGGUGACAUAAAGUGGUCAAGUAGAUUAGUCAGUAGUAGUUCAUAUCGAAUAUUUCAACAUAAUUUUAUAUCCUGGAUAAUAGUCAAUCACCUAUGGCAAUUUAUAUCUAUUCACAUAUUCCACACAAACUCUAUCUCUCCAAUUGAAGGAAAGGCAAGCAUAUAUGCAAUAUGUGAUUUUUCUACUAUUCCCAUA